UCUUUGGAUAUUGGCACAAAAGGACGAUGAGCUCCUUUUCAGAUGGUAAAGGAGCAUUAAGAUGAACAUCCCUGCAGGGUUUGGGCAUGGCUGCACCCGCGAAAGUGGUAACAUUUGCUGUCAAUCCAGCCAUCCGAGUGAGCAUCAUCGAGGCGGAAAACAUGACAUGUAUGCAUUGAAGAACAUCAUAAUUCAGUUCAGUUUUGCGCUCAUCUCGACACUGAUGAAGCCAAAUAUUGAAUGGUAAACAUGUACCCAGACGAUCUGACAACACAAUGAGUCGUAGUCCACAAUGAGCAGUAGUCCAUAGCCAAUCUUACGCCGUCAAAGCAUCUACGUUGGGCCAGGCGGAGAAGGUUCUCGGGGACAAAAAGGGGAAAGUCCAAUAGUCCAAUACACGCGCGUCUGAACGAGUCGGACAAAGACACGAUAUUGGCCAGCGUCUGUGCGCAGCAGCAGCAAGUCAUUCGCCCCCCAUCCAUCCGCCCAACUUUCAAGAAUCCAUCCAUCCAUCCUUCCGUCUUUCCAUCCAUCCAUCGCUUACCAUGAACGGAAUGAACGCCGUAUACGCUACUGAUGAAUACGGGAGACCCGUCAUCAUCCUGCGUGAGCAGGGCAAGAAAUCGCGCAUUCGAGGGAUUGAAGCCCAAAAGUCGCACAUUCUUGCCGCUCGCACAGUCGCAAAUAUUAUCAAGACGUCGUUGGGUCCCCGUGGACUUGAUAAGAUUCUCAUCUCUCCCGACGGUGACAUUACAAUCACAAAUGACGGUGCAACCAUCUUGAGUCAAAUGGAGGUGGAGCAUCAAAUCGCUAAACUACUAGUGCAAUUAUCAAAGAGUCAGGACGACGAGAUUGGAGAUGGAACGACUGGUGUUGUUGUGCUUGCCGGUGCUUUGCUGGAACAGGCGGAGGAGCUUCUUAACAAGGGCAUUCAUCCUAUUCGAAUUUCGGAUGGUUUUGAGAGGGCUUGUCAAGUUGCUGUUGGGGAAUUGGAAAAGAUCGCCGACGAAAUCCCUGUUGGAAAGGAGAACACGGACAUCUUGCUGCGAACGGCGAAAACAUGUCUGGGCUCGAAAAUCGUUUCAAAAUGUCACGACCAAUUUGCGCAGAUGGCAGUGGAUGCUGUUCUUUCGGUAGCGGAUUUGGACAGAAAGGAUGUGGAUUUUGAAUUGAUUAAGGUGGAUGGAAAGGUUGGAGGAUCCCUGCAGGACUCGAAACUUGUUUACGGAGUUGUUGUCGACAAAGACAUCUCGCAUCCUCAAAUGCCAAAAGAGAUUCGAGACGCCCGACUAGCAAUCUUGACCUGCCCCUUUGAGCCCCCAAAGCCAAAAACCAAGCACAAGCUUGACAUCACAUCUGUGGAAGAAUACCAAAAAUUGCAGCAGUACGAAAAGGACAAGUUUGCAGAGAUGAUUAAACAAGUGAAGGACUGUGGCGCGAAUCUCGUUAUCUGCCAAUGGGGAUUCGAUGAUGAGGCCAACCACCUGCUUUUGCAAAAUCAGCUGCCCGCUGUUCGAUGGGUUGGAGGACCGGAAAUCGAGCUUAUUGCCAUUGCUACCAAUGGACGCAUCGUUCCCCGCUUCGAAGAGCUGUCUCCAGAAAAGUUGGGUAAGGCGGGUAUCGUACGGGAACUGUCCUUUGGUACAACCAAGGAUCGCAUGCUCGUGAUUGAAGAAUGCGCAAACACGCGUGCCGUGACUGUGUUUGUGCGUGGAGGAAACAAAAUGAUUAUUGACGAGGCAAAGCGAAGUUUGCAUGAUGCAAUUUGCGUCGUACGGAACCUGGUGCGAGACAAUCGCAUUGUGUACGGAGGUGGUGCUGCGGAGAUUGCCUGCUCAUUGGCGGUGUCUACAGCAGCGGAUGAGGUAUCCAGCAUUGAGCAGUACGCAAUGCGCGGAUUUGCUUCUGCUUUGGAUGCUAUCCCACUCGCUUUGGCGGAAAACUCUGGUCUGUCCCCCAUCGAGACUCUGGCGGAAGUGAAAUCUAGGCAUGCUACAGAGGCCAACUCCCGCUUGGGCAUCGACUGCAACUUGAAGGGCUCGAACGAUAUGCGCGAGCAGCACGUUUUUGACCCGCUUAUUUCCAAGCGCUCUCAGUUCUACUUGGCGACUCAGCUGGUGAAGAUGAUUCUCAAGAUUGAUGAUGUCAUCAUGCCCGGUGAAGCCAGCCAAGAAUAGAAUUAUAUUAUGUAGCGAUAUCGACCUCUCAUCUACACCUUUGUAGUUGAGAGUUGCCUUUUUUGUUGUACAAAAGAAAGCUUGUUCUUGUUGUGAUGCCCGCGCAAUGUGAAUACCGUUGAAAUAAUAGGGUUUAAAAUGGAAUGUUAUCCACCGA
Spizellomyces punctatus DAOM BR117 is the source of this 2334-nucleotide messenger RNA. Its product is annotated as T-complex protein 1 subunit epsilon. Gene Ontology annotation, molecular function: ATP binding; ATP-dependent protein folding chaperone; ATP hydrolysis activity. Gene Ontology annotation, biological process: protein folding. Bases 546 to 2177 code for a protein of 543 amino acids. NCBI's taxonomy places the organism in Eukaryota, Fungi, Chytridiomycota, Chytridiomycetes, Spizellomycetales, Spizellomycetaceae. Gene Ontology annotation, cellular component: chaperonin-containing T-complex. The transcript has 11 exons. The record is from RefSeq and is a predicted model, not a curated record.